Messenger RNA from Haliotis rubra (blacklip abalone), 1590 nucleotides. RefSeq lists its product as uncharacterized. Lineage: Eukaryota; Metazoa; Mollusca; Gastropoda; Lepetellida; Haliotidae. The record is from RefSeq and is a predicted model, not a curated record. The transcript has a single exon. The coding region runs from base 1 to 1590 and encodes 529 amino acids.
AUGUCAGAGAUUAACAACAAGGGUGACACCUGUGAGCAGGUGUAUUGUAAUGACAAACCUUGUCAGCUUUAUUGGGGAGAAAAGCAACAAGUGAUGCGGGUGUCAGGGAUUAACAACAAGGGUGACAGCUAUGAGCAGGUGUAUUGUACUGACAAACCUUGUCAGCUUUAUUGGGGAGAAAAGCAGCAAGUGAUGCGGGUGUCAGAGAUUAACAACAAGGGUGACAGCUAUGAGCAGGUGUAUUGUACUGACAAACCUUGUCAGCUUUAUUGGGGAGAAAAGCAACAAGUGAUGCGGGUGUCAGGGAUUAACAACAAGGGUGACAGCUAUGAGCAGGUGUAUUGUAAUGACAGACCUUGUCUGCUUUAUUGGGGAGAAAAGCAGCAAGUGAUGCGGGUGUCAGAGAUUAACAACAAGGGUGACAGCUAUGAGCAGGUGUAUUGUAAUGACAGACCUUGUCAGCUUUAUUGGGGAGAAAAGCAGCAAGUGAUGCGGGUGUCAGAGAUUAACAACAAGGGUGACAGCUAUGAGCAGGUGUAUUGUACAGACAAACCGUGUCAGCUUUAUUGGGGAGAAAAGCAACAAGUGAUGCGGGUGUCAGGGAUUAACAACAAGGGUGACAGCUAUGAGCAGGUGUAUUGUACUGACAGACCUUGUCUGCUUUAUUGGGGAGAAAAGCAGCAAGUGAUGCGGGUGUCAGAGAUUAACAACAAGGGUGACAGCUGUGAGCAGGUGUAUUGUACUGACAAACCUUGUCAGCUUUAUUGGGGAGAAAAGCAGCAAGUGAUGCGGGUGUCAGGGAUUAACAACAAGGGUGAAACCUGUGAGCAGGUGUAUUGUACUGACAAACCGUGUCAGCUUUAUUGGGGAGAAAAGCAACAAGUGAUGCGGGUGUCAGGGAUUAACAACAAGGGUGACAGCUAUGAGCAGGUGUAUUGUAAUGACAGACCUUGUCAGCUUUAUUGGGGAGAAAAGCAACAAGUGAUGCGGGUGUCAGAGAUUAACAACAAGGGUGACAGCUAUGAGCAGGUGUAUUGUACUGACAGACCUUGUCAGCUUUAUUGGGGAGAAAAGCAGCAAGUGAUGCGGGUGUCAGGGAUUAACAACAAGGGUGAAACCUGUGAGCAGGUGUAUUGUACAGACAAACCUUGUCUGCUUUAUUGGGGAGAAAAGAAGCAAGUGAUGCGGGUGUCCGAGAUUAACAACAAGGGUGACAGCUAUGAGCAGGUGUAUUGUACUGACAGACCUUGUCAGCUUUAUUGGGGAGAAAAGCAGCAAGUGAUGCGGGUGUCAGGGAUUAACAACAAGGGUGAAACCUGUGAGCAGGUGUAUUGUACUGACAAACCUUGUCUGCUUUAUUGGGGAGAAAAGCAGCAAGUGAUGCGGGUGUCAGAGAUUAACAACAAGGGUGACACCUGUGAGCAGGUGUAUUGCACUGACAAACCUAGACACGUAAUUGUGACGAACUUGGAUUCAAUCUCACAAACACAGGUGGCAGAUCUAGAUGCACCAAAGGGCCGCAACUCUGCACACUACACGCACUACACGCAACUCUGCACUACACUUGUCAUUCCGGCAUACCGGAUAUAG